Pipistrellus nathusii (Nathusius's pipistrelle) is the source of this 795-nucleotide messenger RNA. The record is from the annotation of a GenBank genome assembly. Lineage: Eukaryota; Metazoa; Chordata; Mammalia; Chiroptera; Vespertilionidae.
AUGCUCGCCCUGGAGGCUGCACAGCUCGACGGGCCACACUUCAGCUGUCUGCAGUACCCAGAUGGCAUUUUCUACGACUUGGACAGCUGUAAGCACUCCGGCUACCCUGAAUCAGAGGGGGCUCCUGACUCCCUGUGGGGCUGGACGGAGGUCCCGGCGGCGCCCCCUGCCUCCUAUGAAGCCUUGGACCCCGCCACGGCCAUCUUCAGCCACCCCCAGGACGCCCCGCUCUGCUACGGGCCCGCCCCCACCUACAGCCCCGCCGGCGGGCUCACCCCGGCCGCCAGCCUGGAGGCCCCGGGGCCCGGCUUCCCGGCGUACCCCACCGAGGACUUCGCCUGCCAGGCCCUGGGCACCCCGGCGUACGCCCCGUACCCCAGCCCCGUGCUGUCGGAAGAGGAGGACCUGUUGCUGGACAACCCCGCCCUGGAGGUCUCGGACAGCGAGUCGGACGAGGCCCUCGUGGCUGGCCCCGAGGGGAGGGCAUCCGAGGCGGGGGCCCGCAAGAAGCUGCGCCUGUACCAGUUCCUGCUGGGGCUGCUGACCCGCGGCGACAUGCGAGAGUGCGUGUGGUGGGUGGAGCCGGGCGCCGGCGUCUUCCAGUUCUCGUCCAAGCACAAGGAGCUGCUGGCGCGCCGCUGGGGCCAGCAGAAGGGCAACCGCAAGCGCAUGACCUACCAGAAGCUGGCCCGCGCGCUGCGCAACUACGCCAAGACCGGCGAGAUCCGCAAGGUCAAGCGCAAGCUCACCUACCAGUUUGACAUGGCGCUGCUGCCGGCCGCCUGCCGGGCCUGA